AGCCAGCCAAUGUCACAUCAUGUGACUCUGAUCACAAUCGUUUUGUCAGGUCUGUCCGUCCUGAGGUUCCUGGGUCUCAUGUUCUCCUUGUGGUCCUCUCAUCUGCGUCCCUGCCUGGCCCUGGUUUCUUUGUGUGGAGAUUGGAUCGCCUACCCAACUCCUUCGCCUUUCUCCUCUCACGACCCGUCCGUCCGCUACACCCAUAAUUCCCCGCGCCGGGACAAGAUGGAAGAAAGCAGCCGCCGCCGGAGAACAAUGUUUUGGCAAUAAAACCUGAAGCGGCGGGUUGGGGCACAAUACAGACACGUUUGGAACCAACGGUGGUCAUGUGUAGGACGUUUUCCUCCUACAUUUUUCUUUAAAAAGAUUGCCCUACUUCUCCCCCUCUGAAAUCAAAAACACGAUCAUGAGUAUUAUCCAAGACAAACUGGGCAAUGAGUUUUUGCGCAACGGUGGCAUGGACCCCAAUUUUGCACCUGGCAUGCUAAUGUUCAGCCACCUACCACCGGUCACCAGCUUCACUCGGUUGGCCUCCCAGUCUGUCAUGGGGGAACUUCCGCAGGAAAUGAUACUGAAAAAAGAACGGGACUCACCCCCAGAACAUCAGGACACUACUGUAACGAACACAGGGGGCUUCCUCCAUAGUAUGGGCAUUAAGCAGGAGCGGCUGACUGAGCUGGAAUACCGUAUGCCUAUCUAUGGUGGAGGUGGAGGUAUAGGGAUGAACUGUGCUGGGGGCGCGGGGAAAAGUGGCACAGACUUGCAGGACAUGUCUUUUGGAAACAACCACCAGAUUCACCAGAACAUUCUCCUGCACGAUCUCAGUCUCAGCAAUGUCCGGAACCUUGGAGAACCAAUUCUUGGGAGACCAGGUAAAGAGUCAAAAGAGUCCUCAGGUAGAAAAGGGCGAAGAAACAAUGGGGAAGGUCAGGGAGGCAAAGCCCGCAGAAAACGGAAUGAUCCAUCAAAGGCCAUGAUGCUGGAUGCGGAUGGAGCCUGUUUGUCCCCCAACUCUAAACCACAUAUCUGCGAGCACUGUAACGCCGCCUUCCGCAGCUCCUACCACUUGCGCAGACAUGUGCUCAUACACACAGGUGAGAGGCCUUUCCGCUGCAGUCAGUGUAACAUGAGCUUCAUUCAAAAGUACCUCCUCCAGCGGCACGAAAAGAUCCACAGUGGAGAGAAGCCUUUCAGCUGUGACCAGUGUAACAUGCGGUUUAUCCAAAAGUACCACAUGGAGCGCCACAAAAGGACACACAGUGGCGAGAAGCCAUACCGAUGCGACACCUGCCAACAAUUUUUCUCUAGAACAGACCGGUUACUGAAGCACAAACGGACUUGUGGAGAAGCCAUAAAGAAAGGUCUGGAUCCCAGCAUGCUGGAGCUCAGCGAAGCGGAGCUAGGCCAAGGCAGCUAUUCACUCACUCAGGGAAACUCAAUGGCCUCUGGACGCAAGAAGGGCAGGUCUAAAAAUGGAGAGGGUGGUGAGCGCAAAAGAAAAAAGAAUACUUCAUCAGCAGCCUCGUCCUCCGGAGGUAUGGCCCAAGGCAUGGGCCUGCAGGACUUCAACACAGAGCACACUUUAGGUGCAGGUCCCGUCACGCAGGGACGUACACCCAAACUGGUCUUUAAGAAAGCAGGCCGCAAGGGUCUUGACAAGGGCCUCCACCCGCUGGAUGACAGCGGCAAUGGACAAAAACUGUUGGGCCCAAAGCCGGGCUCUAUGGAUCACAUGGAUGGUACCAGCCUCGACAAAGUGGGUCCACUCCAGGGAGCCGGUGGAAACAAGCAGGGUCCAACCACCAGCAGCAACUAUGACGAUGCAAUGCAGUUUGUGAAAAAGCGACGCUACCUCCAUGCAGUUAACAAUGACUAUGGAGCUGGCUCUCUACACAUGGCACCCCAGGGCAGCAGUGUCAUCCAGGGUUCCCUUGGGCCUGAGCCCACUCUGGCCAUGCUGGACACGUCUCCCCUGGAUCUUAAGCAUGACAAGUCGGGCAUCCCUGAUGAGGUACUACAGAGUCUGCUAGAACAUUAUAGCCAUAAGCCAGAGGGAGGACACCACCAUGACGUGACCUUUGACCUGUCAGACCACCCACACCACGUCGACCUCCAACCAGCAGCCCCCGUCACGCCAGAGCUGGAGGACGACUCAAACAUUGGCGACAAGACGACAGUAAUGAGCGAGUACUCCAAGUUUCUCCUGCAGGCCCUGGAGCGCACCAGCCACAGCGGACCCUUCCCCAGCCUUGGGCCCACAGGGCCCUUCCCGCUCCUGUCAAGCAGCUCCAGUCCAACAGGGCCCCUGUUCUCCGACAAACAUGUGUACGCCACGUCGCCGCUGGAUUGUGGCUACCCGCCUGCCGUCUCCUCGCCGUUGCCCAUCACGGCCUCGUCAUCCGCUUCCUCCUCCACCUCCUCCAAGUCCCACUAUGGCAUGCUGGUGGGCUCCUCCUCCUCCCAGGCAGGCUACCACAUCACAUUGGAACCCACCAAUCACCAGCAGCUCACCCCUUCUCAGGAGCUGACCGAACAGCUGGAGAAGCAGCAUUCCCCCGGCACUUUUAACCUACCUCCCCAGGAUCUGAGUGUGUCUGCGGACGGUUCCAAGGGGCAGCAACCCAAGGCCGGAGGGGGCACUGCACCCACCAACGGAUCCAGCUUCCCCGACCUAUCCCCACUAAACCCUCCUAAAGAAACCACGUAUCAGAUUGAGAACUUCGCCCAAGCCUUUGGUUCUCAGUUCAAAUCAGGGAGGCGGACCCCUCUGAGCUACGGCAGCGAUCCAACAGCAGAAGUUGACCAUCGGAUACGGACUUCAGUGUCAGAAUUCUCAGGGUAUACCAGUUUGUUAGCUGAUGUCAGUGAGCCAGUAAGUUCAGGAUCAAAAACCCCAACAAGCCAAAGUUUCAGAUAAGGGUCAAACAAGGUGAAACCAACAGGGGGCUGUUCUGUUACUGUCCACACAGUUUCCCAAUGCCUAUUUUAUUUUCUUCCCGUAGCAAAGAUUUGUUUUUUGAAACACUGCCAUUAAUGUUAAUACGAAAUGACCAGGGAGGGUCUUCCAUGGCCUAAAAUGCAAUUUUUAUUAUGUAUUUAGUAGUUUAAUUUCUGUUUUUUUUUUUAAGCAUAGUGAUUUUUGACCUUAGCUUCAACUGUAAUUUAAAAAAAAAAAAAACAAACAUCUAGAGGGUAGCUAUGAAUUUUUUUUUUUUUUUUUUACCAAUCAUCAACCAUUAUUUUAAUAAUUUGUAAAGUAAUAAUAUUAAGUUCAGUAAUAUUACCAGUUGUUGCAGGGAAAGCCCAUAAUUCAAAUGGCAAAAAAAAAUUAUAUAUUGUCUGUUACAAUAAAUAUUUUUAUCUCAGGAAAAUAGACAAAAUUGUGUAAUAAAACUUUGUAUUAUGAGAUGCAAUUAGCACAGUUUUUACAGGUGUUCUUUGAGACGUCAAAGCUUUGACUUUUUUGAUUUCCUUUUUUUUUUUUUUUUUUUUUUUAACUGCCUGUAGCUAUUGAUGAGAUGACGGUACUGUUGUGACUAGGUGAACACACCCUUGGUUUUCUUUUCUCUUUGGUGAGCCACAUGUAACACGAGGUAGUUUGUGCAGGACAACAGAUACUGGGAGGUUUGUUUUUGUUUUUUUUGGUUUUUUUUUAGCGGCCCACAUACCUCGCAUCAGGCGAUGGCGACGUUUGUCAAAACGACCACUCCUUUUGCUGUGGCCGACAACAGCUGGUGGGUUGGAAAGUCGAGACUGUCAUGUUCCCUGACAGUGUUGCCGUCACUGCCUCUUCAGGAUGCAACACUCAUCUGUGGCCAAAGUGAUGCUUAUUUUUUUUCCCGAGUCAAGACUUUUCUGCUCCACUCUUUUGCUGUUCAUAUAUGUGUCAAUGAAAUCAAACAAGCACUUUUAAGAAAGAAAAUCAAUGACAACAACCCAUUCAAUUUGCAUAUGUGAUACAUGAGUAUUAUGGUAAUGAUCAAUGAUAUUUUAUGAGGAGAAAACUGUGAAUGGGGGUUUGGAUUGAUCGAAGGGGUCACAAGGAGGGGAGGCGGGAGGGAGUGAGCGAGUGGGAGGGAUUGAGAGAAGAAGUGAAUAUUGUUCAAUGGUUUUAGAUAGGAGUUAAAGGGGCGUAAUGGGAAUUUUAAUUGUUUGGGGGGAGGUUUUUUUUUUUUCUCACUAUUUUUCAGUAGUAGAAAAGAGGGAAUUGAGGGAGCCGGGUUGCUUUUGUUGUGGAUUUUUGGGGUGAUGAUGUAAAAAUGAGUUUUGACUUUUUAUUUUCAAUUUUUAUUUUCAUUUCUCUUCUAUUUAGAGAGUACCUCUUGUAUUUAUGUGUUAUGAGAGACAGGCGGACAUGCUGGAACCUAUUACUGUCUUCUGGAUAUGUUCGACACAUACCCAAAAAAAAAAAACUCUUCUAUUUAUUCUCCACCAACCACAACUGAACUUGGUAGCAGCAGAACUUUGUUGGCAUGUAGUUUGCAGACCCGGACCCUUGUCACUUUUACUUCGCCAUUUUUUUUAAAAAUCGCAAAAAAAAAAAAA
Cynoglossus semilaevis (tongue sole) is the source of this 4545-nucleotide messenger RNA. It is a transcript of the gene znf281b, whose product is annotated as zinc finger protein 281b. The record is from RefSeq and is a predicted model, not a curated record. NCBI's taxonomy places the organism in Eukaryota, Metazoa, Chordata, Actinopteri, Pleuronectiformes, Cynoglossidae. The transcript is spliced from 10 exons. Gene Ontology annotation, molecular function: RNA polymerase II cis-regulatory region sequence-specific DNA binding; DNA-binding transcription factor activity, RNA polymerase II-specific. The coding region runs from base 407 to 2917 and encodes 836 amino acids. Gene Ontology annotation, biological process: regulation of transcription by RNA polymerase II.